CGCUCUCUCCACUACUCCACUUGUUUACUUGCCUUCCUGGGCGCCUUCUAAAUUGCAGCUGCAAUAGCUCAGUGAAUUCAGUACCCUUUCGAAUUUUGAAGAGCAAGCAGCAACUCCAGAAAACAAAACAGGAUGAGGUGCCUCUUUCGGGCUAUCAACUGGUGUUGUGUCCUUUUCUGGAUCGGCUUGCAAAGUCCAGUGGCCAACUGCGCGCUGACCACCACGACCACAAAUCCCACGCAGGUGCCAACGCCUCACACUUUUCGCUUCCAGAAUCCGACGCAGUGCCUCAAGAACGAGUUCUACAACCUCAACCUAUUCGACUGUGUGCCCUGCAAUGAGGUCGGCAGCGGAGAUGGGGGUCUCGGAAAACUGCAACCCGACAGUGAGUGGUAGUAUUGAUCAAACAUAACUCAAUGGGGUGUCAUGUGAAGGGGCAAGGACCUGCAGGCUACUUAAGGAGUAACGUUAAUUUUCCCUACCAAAAGAGCUGU
Molecule: messenger RNA, 494 nt
Organism: Drosophila teissieri
Lineage: Eukaryota; Metazoa; Arthropoda; Insecta; Diptera; Drosophilidae
Exons: 1
Coding region: 133-396 (87 amino acids)
Source: RefSeq, a predicted model, not a curated record